AUGGCAGACCAAGAGACCCCCACUCCACACUCCAACAAACCAUUCCUCCACCCUCCCUCCAACGUCUACUACACCCGCCCCUACUCCUUCUUCUGGCCCGGCGUGUUCAUCUUCGUCGGCGCCUUCGCCUGCGCCGGCCUCACCGACACGGCCAGCCGCGGCACCAGCAUCCUCCUCUGGACCGUCUAUCUUCUCGGAAUCUUGAUUCUCAUUGCCAUUGACCCGUUGUGUGUCUGGGAGUGCCAGGCGGUCGAUGAGAACGGGCGUUCGGUACCUGUUCGUCGGCCCCUGGUCGGAUUCCGCUCUUGUGAGCAGGUUGUUCCUCUGGAGGGCCUGGAGCAGAGGCUGUAUCGGACGGAGGACGGCGAGGAUCAGCCCCGGCUUCGUGAUGGGUACCGAUAUGGGCUGGCAUUUGUGCGCAUUUAG
Molecule: messenger RNA, 426 nt
Organism: Penicillium bovifimosum
Lineage: Eukaryota; Fungi; Ascomycota; Eurotiomycetes; Eurotiales; Aspergillaceae
Exons: 1
Coding region: 1-426 (141 amino acids)
Source: RefSeq, a predicted model, not a curated record